AUGGAACACGAAGGGCACGCCGGGAAGUCUAUGCAGGUUAUUGUCUUGGGAGCCAGUGGAGGCCCUUUGGAGGAUGAUUGUACCGCAUUACUAGUACGAUCAGUAUCAUUAGGAUGGAGUAAAGGGUCUGUUCUGGCUGUAGAUGCCGGAGUUCACCUCUCGGCCAUCGACCGAGUUCUCCAAGAGCACAACCCCUCAACAACUGAACGACCAUAUUUGCUAAAAGACGGGGCAUUUGCAGGCUUAGAGCUUCCAUUCAGAAACACCGGGGCAAAUGCUGCUCACAUAGCGCGUAAUCUGGUCGGGGCUCAUCUCAUCACUCAUCCGCAUCUUGAUCAUAUUUCGGGCGGUGUAAUAAGUACCGCCAGUCCCAGUUCUAAACCGAGAAAAAUUGCGGGAUUGGCAAGUACGAUUGAGGCGUUGAAAGACCAUAUCUUUAAUGAUGUUAUUUGGCCGAAUUUGUCAGAUGAGAAUGGUGGUGUGGGAUUAGUAACUUUCAUGAGGUUAAUCUCGGGGGGUUCGUCGGUUUUGGGAGAUGGGCCUACGAAAGGUUAUAUGGAGGUUGUUGAUGGACUGGCCGUUAAGUCUUGGGCUGUCAGUCAUGGUCCUUGCAUUGGAAACUUUCCUUAUCAACCAGGAAGCAACCACACCAACGAAAGCAGCAGCCCUCGUACUCCAACCCAAAAAUCCAGCAGCCACUCCCACCGCAGCCACUACUCGCCGAUCACCAUACCCCAAGCUUCAUCAGAAGGUCUGAAUUUUUCCUCCGCCGAGUCUGCCCGCGCGUACACCAGUUCUGCCUGCUUCAUCCACGAUAUUGCAUCUGGUAACGAAAUCCUCAUUUGGGGGGACGUAGAACCCGAUACACUUUCUUUCUUCCCACGCAAUAAACAAGUAUGGCAAGAUGCCGCUCCCAAAAUCGCAGCUGGGAUACUCAAGGGGAUUUUUAUCGAAUGUUCGUAUGACGAUAGUAGACCGGAUGAUUUAUUAUUUGGACAUCUAACACCGCGGUACGUCGUUGAAGAAUUAAAAGUUCUCGCUGCCGAGACGGAAAAAUGUCGCGAGGAUCUGAGGAGACGUGCUUUGAGUAGUUCCUCUCCGACGGGUAGUUUGGAUACGCUGAGGAAAUCGAUCACGACGAGGGAGAAAGAUAAGAAAACUCACCCGUCUCUAGCUACUUCGGCUAAUUAUAUUUCUUCACACCGGAGAGCCUUCGGGCUAGAUGUCUUGAAGGGUAUCAAGAUUAUACUUAUUCACGUGAAGGAUAAUUUGGACGAUAAAGAGGAUCCGAGAGUGAAUAUAUUGAAGGAGUUGCGGGAAUAUGAGGAAGAACUUAACUUUGGGUGUGAGUUUGUGGUUAGCGAGAAGGGGAUGAGUGUUUUCCUGUAG
Molecule: messenger RNA, 1389 nt
Organism: Botrytis fragariae
Lineage: Eukaryota; Fungi; Ascomycota; Leotiomycetes; Helotiales; Sclerotiniaceae
Product: putative camp phosphodiesterase class-ii protein
Exons: 3
Coding region: 1-1389 (462 amino acids)
Biological process (GO): negative regulation of glucose mediated signaling pathway; cGMP catabolic process; cAMP catabolic process
Molecular function (GO): 3',5'-cyclic-GMP phosphodiesterase activity; 3',5'-cyclic-AMP phosphodiesterase activity
Source: RefSeq, a predicted model, not a curated record